Messenger RNA from Xiphias gladius (swordfish), 3338 nucleotides. RefSeq names its product nuclear receptor coactivator 5 (gene ncoa5). Gene Ontology annotation, biological process: regulation of signal transduction. Gene Ontology annotation, cellular component: nucleoplasm. The record is from RefSeq and is a predicted model, not a curated record. The transcript has 14 exons. Gene Ontology annotation, molecular function: RNA binding. NCBI's taxonomy places the organism in Eukaryota, Metazoa, Chordata, Actinopteri, Istiophoriformes, Xiphiidae.
GAUUCAAAAAGUGUCAAUUUCUAUAAUUCCAUUCCGACGUAAACGCAGCAUAGAACCGAGCAGUGACAGGUUAUGCUGCUGCAUUCAAGUACUAUCGGCAGAAGGGGAACAACUACUCCGACGUGGGAGUGUUCACGCAUCAUUCUAAAGCGUGGGAGAUGACAUCGGUGUGUUAAGAUCUAAACCUGCCCUGAACGCGUCAUAAAUCACUGUCUGAUUGAUUGCCAUCGUGGGAGGCUGUUCGGGAAGAGAUGGUUCGGUGGGGGGGGGGGGCAAAUGGCGAGCGCACAACGCAGAGACUGUGUGAGAUGGUCCGCCUUCUCCAGAUCUGCUUCAUCAUCUCCACUCACGAGCCUCACUUGUAGCUCACUUAUUUUAGAUCCAGCCGGUGGGGGGCGAUGUGCAGAAACGAUAGUGGCCGUGGCCACAGAAGAAGAGGAGGAACUCGCUCUCGACUGCAGCGAAUUAAGCAAAUGAAGAAGUGCAGCUUUGUGAGAAGAUAGCAAUACAGUCACCGUAUGUCCGCGGCCUUGAGCGACUGAAAACGGAGAUAAAAAUACACGUUGACGGCACUCUGGUUUUUUAAAUUAUGUGGACACUGAAUCCAGGGCAUCCAGGUUCAAGUUAAGGAUCGUGGAUGAAAAUUUAAAGACGCUAUUUUAGCGAACAAAAUAAACUUUUUCAAGCAUUUGAGACGCACGAAGAAAGAAACCAGUAAACCUCUGAAUUGAGUCAUGUCUCGCCGACGAAGCCGCAGCACAUCACCAGGGCGUUAUUCGCGCUCCUGCAGCAGUAACGAUCCUAGAGAUUUGGAGAGAAGGAUUUUUGUCGGGAAUUUGCCAACCUCCGACAUGGAAAAGAAGGAUUUGGAAGACCUGUUCAGCCCAUAUGGGAAAAUAGUCGGCGUAUCCAUGUUUCGUGGGUUUGGAUUUGUACAAUUUGAACGCGUUGAGGAAGCCGAAGCUGCAAAGGCGGCCCAAAAGGGUCGAAUAUAUAAAGGUUAUAAAAUAGAUGUAAAUAUGGCAGUGGAGAGACGGCAAGCUAAACCUCAAUCCCAGCAGAGCCCUCCACGAAGGGCCCCGUAUGGCAGUUAUGGGGACAGCAAAGAGCCCCGGCCUCGGUCCCGUUCACCCGUUUAUGGGCGUGAUGGACGUGAGGGGCGGACGUGACGUGACGGACGUGAGGGGCGUGAGGGGCGUGACGGACGUGACGGACGUGAGCCUCGGGAUAGCCGUGAUGGGAGGGACUCGGGUAGAGAGCAGAGGCCGGGUGGCCACUCUCGUGACCACGAUUACCGAUACCGUAGCUCAGAGAGCAGAGACAAGGACCUCAGAGGUGACCCGCGGGAUCCUGCCUACAGCAGAGAUGACUAUGACAGAUACUACCGCAGUGGCAGUGGUGCAGAAGACUACUACCGGAGGAAAGAGGAACCCUACAGGGACCCUUACAGAGAUCCCUGGAAUGGACGCCGUGAGCCUGAGGCGGAUGAUCGUGCUCGACCAGAAGAGCGUCGGCGUAAUGAAUUGUAUCGACAGUACUAUGAAGAACUCCAGCGGCGUUACGACACUGACCGUCCUGUUGACUGCUCUGUGAUUGUCGUCAACAAGGCGCAAAAGGAGUAUGCUGAGACGGUCGGGCGGAAGGUCCGUGAUCUGGGCAUGGUGGUGGACCUUAUUUUCCUCAACACAGAAGUUUCACUAACCCAGGCUCUGGAGGAUGUAGGCCGAGCCCGCACUCCCUUUGCCAUCAUCAUUACCCAGCAGCACCAGGUCCACCGGUCCUGCACCGUCAACAUCUUGUUCGGCACACCGCAAGAGCAUCGAAACAUGCCAAUGCAGGAUGCCAUGAUGCUAGUUGCCCACAACUAUGACGCUUACAAAGUUGAAAACCGUGAAAAAGAGCGUGAGGAGAUCGCCAGAAAGGCUGCAAAGAUGGCAGACGAUGUAUUACUCAGAGAGCCUGAUCGAGAGAGCCACCCCGUUUCUGUGCUCACUGCCAUUACGCUGCUGUCCGAAAACAGAUUUUUAACGCCUGAGGAACUGGAUGGUCUCAUUGCGUACCUGAAGGACAAAAGAGCCCGGCUGGUACGAAGCGCCGCAGACCCUCUUUCAGCUGCAGUCCAUGUUGCAGCUCCCGCAGACGUUCCGUCCUCAGCUGCAGGACUGCCCCCUCCUUCCCAUUCUACUCACACACCCCCACAGCCCAGCCACCUCGGCCUAUCCACUGCUGCGAGCGCCUCAGCUAACCCCAGCCAUCAGCAGGAGCUGCAGGCUAAAAUCCUCAGCCUGUUCAAUAGUGGCACCGGGGCGUCAGUAGUUGCUGCUGGGCUGCCCUCCACUGCCUCCCAGCCACAGGCCUAUGGUUCCCUUGGCCCACCCCCUACACAGAACCAGCCCCGCCCAGCCAUGCCUGGCCCUCCUCCAGCUGGAUCCCAGGGUUACGGCACCCCACCGUGCCGCAUGCCAGUUGCAGCAACUGGUCAGAGACCCCCAGCCUCUGCUUCAGGUAUCAAUUUUGACAACCCAAGUGUCCAGAAAGCUCUGGACACACUCAUUCAGAGUGGACCGACUCUUAACCACCUAGUAGCCGCUGGGGCCGCUCAGCAGACACCCCAGAGACCAGCAACGGGCAUGGGCCAAGUCCCGACUAUGUCCAUGUAUCCCCGACACUACUGACAGGGUGUAGAUAAUUACUUCCCCUAAUGUGAGGUCCACCUUUCCCUCAGAUACAAGUAGACACCACAUGAAUUCUCUGAAGUGAGUUUACCAGCUGUGUAUAGAUGGACUGUAGGGUUGUUUUGUAAAAGCUUUUAGGUUUUUUUUUUUUUUUUUUUUUAAAUCUUUUUAUUCUGGCCAUUGGUCUGUUAAAUUUGACUUGUUCAGAUUACUUAUUGGUCUAUAUUUUCAGUUGUUAUUACACAGAAUAUAAUUGAGUCUUCUUACAUGCGAGUUAAACGAUGAAGAUAUGUUGCAUGUGUGAAGUAUGUUUUUGUUCUUGGACAACUUAGUUCUUUUCCAACCAUGAUCUGUUGUGUGUUUUAUAGUUUUGCAUAGUGUCUUUUUAAUUUGUAACACUGUGUUCAUUGUCUAAACAAAGGCAUGAUUAAAAACUCGAGACACAAUUGCUGUAAUAAAAUGGUAUUGGUUUAUUGCAUUUUGUGCUGACAAAUCUAUAAAAUGGAACGGGUAUCGCCAGAAGCCAUAGAGAUAUAAGCAUUUGAAAUGUAAGAUAAAACUACUUCUUCCUCUUUUGAAUGUACCAUGAAACACAAUAGAGAAUAAUACGUUUUAUUUUAGAAUAUUUAACUUACACUGACACAAAAAAUAAACACCUCCACA